Lycium ferocissimum is the source of this 778-nucleotide messenger RNA. RefSeq lists its product as uncharacterized. The record is from RefSeq and is a predicted model, not a curated record. Gene Ontology annotation, cellular component: chloroplast thylakoid membrane; chloroplast inner membrane. Bases 85 to 591 code for a protein of 168 amino acids. The transcript is spliced from 5 exons. NCBI's taxonomy places the organism in Eukaryota, Viridiplantae, Streptophyta, Magnoliopsida, Solanales, Solanaceae.
UCUUGAUCAUCAUCCAAAGCAACAAACAAUUAUCACUUCUCUGUCAUCAGAUAUCUCUCUCUGCUGUCCCCUAACUGUUACAGGAUGAUAGCUCUUUCAAAUUCUUUGCUUUUACCAACUACCCCUUCUCUCCAUUUCUCUUCUGGAUCUAGUUUGAAGUCAGCAAAUAAAAGCGUGAGUGGCACCACCAAGUUGGCCUUCAGUCCAAAGCGUGGAGGAAAAUCAUCCUCAUAUAGAAGAUCGUUGACCGUUCAAGCUGGAUAUAAUGAUGUUGGAAGGCCAAGCAGUUCAAGCAUCUUUGUUGGUGGCUUUCUUUUAGGAGGAGUAAUUGUUGGUGCACUUGGUUGUAUCUUCGCACCAGAGAUUAGCAAGGCAUUAGCUGAAACAGAUAAAAAGGACCUCAUGCGAAAAUUGCCCAAGUUUAUAUAUGAUGAAGAAAAAGCAUUGGAGAAACAGCGCAAGAUACUAACAGAGAAGAUUGUCCAGCUGAAUGAUGCUAUUGAUGACAUUUCCAACCAGUUGAGGUCGGGGGACGAGGACGCACAAAAUGGAGUUGCUGUGAACCUAGAUGAAGUUGAAACUGUUAGUUAAGAAAACUUCAAUUGGUUUCAUUUGAAGAGAUAUACUUUCAGAAGACAGUGAGCAUUCCUGGUUGCAGUUUUAGUAAUAUCAUUAGUGUUGCUAUGAUAUAUGCAAACUGAGGAUUAAAUGUGAUACUCUAUCAUGUUUCUGUUGUGUGCCACAACUUCAAACUCUAAUAUAAUGAUGGUAUUUCGGC